Molecule: messenger RNA, 2627 nt
Organism: Haplochromis burtoni (Burton's mouthbrooder)
Lineage: Eukaryota; Metazoa; Chordata; Actinopteri; Cichliformes; Cichlidae
Gene: dlx1a
Product: distal-less homeobox 1a
Exons: 5
Coding region: 776-1537 (253 amino acids)
Biological process (GO): cell differentiation; embryo development; negative regulation of transcription by RNA polymerase II
Molecular function (GO): RNA polymerase II cis-regulatory region sequence-specific DNA binding; DNA-binding transcription factor activity, RNA polymerase II-specific
Source: RefSeq, a predicted model, not a curated record
AGCUUUCGUUAUAGCCUAAUAUUUCACAGAAAUCUUUAAAUUCAGGCAUCCGCAGCCGCCUGGCACAUUGUGGCACACGCGCCGUGAUGUCAGCGCCUGCAUUUUGAUAACACAUUUUGCAACUUGCUAGUUCUGCUAUGAGUUCAAUUAUGUAAUUAUACUGAUAAUCACAGUGACGGAAUUUAACUGCCUUUAAUUUGUUAUUCAGGUGGAGAUGGAGGGACUACGGAUGGAGCAGCCAGGCUGUGUUUCUGCUCUGCGCAGACACCAGAAGAGAAGCAGCCUACAAAUGAAGCCUAAUAAAAUGAAGAGCUGCUGCUGCUGCUGGAUACUUUCUUCUUCUUUCAAGUGCAUCCCGCGGAGGCUCCCUGACCCCGGAUGAUGCGGAUUUAUUUGCUUUUUUUCAUGACUUAAAAAAAAUUGAGCCUCAGACAGAGAAGCUUCUCAUUUCACAUCAUUGCAGACUUUGCUGUUUCAGUCCCUCUGCUGCCAGGUUCUUCGGACCUAGCCCCAGCGUCACCAAUCGGCUUCCCUCUUGGAGAGAGUGGACCAAUCAGCGACAGUCUUGAUGAAUAUUCAUGAGUCCGAGAUUCAAACCUUUGAGCGAGUUUGUCUUGGUCCACAGCAUCAUUCCUAGGACUUUUCACGGGCACAAACUACAUUUUCUUAUGAAUGGAAAGAGAAAAAAUCUGUUCGGCUUAAAUUGGGAUCCGUCCUUCACUGAGAUCAUAGAAGGAAAACAACAAAAGCGAGACAAGGGGAACCGCCAGAAGAGAUGACAAUGACUACGAUUCCAGAAAGUCUUAAUAGCCCUGCCUCAGGAAAAACCGUUUUCAUGGAGUUUGGACCCCCGAGUCAACAAAUGUCGCCUUCCUCCAUGUCUCACGGACACUAUCCCAUGCACUGUUUACAUUCUGCAGGUCACACACAGCACGACAGCUACAGUCCAGCCUCGUCGUUCCCCAGAUCCUUGGGUUAUCCAUACGUAAACUCCGUCGGCAGCCAUUCCACCAGUCCAUAUCUCAGCACAGUACAGACUUACCAAAACAGCUCGGGACUCACGCAGACACGAUUAGAAGAUGCAGCGCCAGAAACAGAGAAAAACACAGUGGUGGAAGGCGGAGAGGUGCGCUUCAACGGCAAAGGGAAAAAGAUUAGAAAACCAAGGACUAUAUAUUCGAGUUUACAACUUCAAGCCCUGAACAGGAGAUUUCAACAGACUCAGUAUUUGGCGCUACCGGAGAGAGCUGAGCUCGCAGCGUCGCUGGGUCUCACCCAGACACAGGUAAAAAUUUGGUUUCAGAAUAAAAGAUCCAAAUUCAAGAAGCUGAUGAAGCAAGGCGGUGGUACGAUCGACAGCAACGCUUUGGCCACCGGCCGUGGACUUUCCAGUGGUUCUCCCUCGGUGGCACCUGUCUGGAGCUCGCCGACCACCGUGAAGACUUCAAUGGGCACGACCGGAUCUUACAUUCCCAGCUACACCUCAUGGUAUCCAACCACACACCAAGAGUCUAUGCAACAGUCACAGCUCAUGUGAGCAGAGAGCUCAGCAUCAGGAUGGUGAAAGGCCCAGCAGCCGCUGAGCGCGGCUCAGCAUUGACAAUGCACAACAAACAACAAGAUUCCCGGAGUUUGCUGCCGCAUCCCGCCAGCUGACACAGAGGCCUCCUCAUACCGAAGACGGCGAGCAGAGAUACAGAAGAAGAGAAGAGGUCAGACAGAGUGAAAAGGCGCACAAUUCGCCAGAGGGCAACCAGUCCGUGACCGUCCCUGACAGCGGAAAUCGCAGACAAAAGGAUCAUUUGUUGUUUUUUUUUUGGCUGCUUUUGUUUGUUUUGGUUUUUUUCCCCCAAAUGUCGGUUUCUGUUUGUUUUCAAACUCAUAUUUGUGUGAACACUUCGGUUGUUGAGCUGUAGGCUACAUGUUUAUUAGAAAACACGUGUUUGUUUACGCCAGAUUGUCGGGGCCCAAGGUGAUGACGGCCUUAAAAGUCAAUUUGCAUUCAUCGACAGUUAAAAGGGCCACUUAGGCCACAGCAGAGUUUCUCUAACCAAAUAAUUAACGAUAAAUUCCAGCGGUAGCCAUCAAGCCGCUCCACUCACAGCGCAUUCAACCGCAGAGCACAGGCUGCUGUGCGCAGAGCCUCGAGAUGCUACUAUGUUGUUUCUACGUGUUUGUUAUUUAAGUUAAAUUAUUCGGGCUAGUUUUUUCUGUUUGAGGUCAGUCUGUGUUCAGUUUGUAAGCGUGUUUGAAAUGACAACACUGUGUUGUUAAUGCUGCACUAACGCAAGCAAAGCUUUUCUAUGCCGUGCCCCGAUGUUAUGUGAAAAAUGUAAAAGGCCUGACGAUUUGCUGCUUUAGAAAAAAAAUUGUCCUGAGGGUGAGCAGCUCAUUUGUCACUGUAUUUUGUACAUAAUUUUCUUUUUUUCUGUUCCUUUUUUUGUGCUGUAUACUGGAUACGCUGUGAAACAGGGUUUAGGCUUUGUGUAGCUUACUCGUCGAAAUGUGUUUAGUCAACAUAGGAAAUAUUUAGUUUUGUAUUGAUCACCUUAAUUUAUUUAUCUGUUUCUGAAGUUUAUGUACAUAAUGUGCAAAGUUUCAAAAGCAGUAAAAUAUGAUUUAAAUUA